This is a messenger RNA of Lolium perenne, 681 nucleotides long. The record is from RefSeq and is a predicted model, not a curated record. NCBI's taxonomy places the organism in Eukaryota, Viridiplantae, Streptophyta, Magnoliopsida, Poales, Poaceae.
AUGGCAUCUUCAUCAGCAUCCGCCACCGUUCUCGCUGCCGCCCUCGGAGCGCCUCCGGCACAACUGCUGACCCGUGACAACGCCCUGGUGUGGAAGGCCCUUGUGGUCCCUGCAUUUCGCGGCGCCCGUGUCCUCGACCUCAUGGAAGGAUCUGAGAAGGCACCCGUCGAGAAGCUGGAGACCGAGGACGUCAACAACAAGAAGCUGACGAUGGAGAGUCAUGAGUAUGCUUCUUGGAUUGCUCGUGACCAACAAGUGCCCCACUGGUUGCUCAAUGCGCUCUCUCCAGAUGUCCUUGUUCAUGUCAUUGGAUUGGAAACGUCUGCAGAGGUCUGGGCCGCCCUCAUUGCUCAUGUCUCCACUGCUUCAAAAUCCCGAGCUCAGCGUCUCCGGGGUGCCCUCAAUGACACCAAGAAAAAUGAUCUCACCGCGGAGAAGUACUUUGCCAAGGUGAAGACCUUGGCCUCUGAACUCGCCGCUGCUGGCAAGCCUCUGGACGAAGACGAGCUGAUUUGGUAUAUUCUCCAUGGCCUCGGCACCCCCUACAACACCCUGAUCACCGCUGUUGGUGCCAAUCCUAACACGACGAUGUCUGAACUGUUUGAUCAAGUGCAAGCAUAUGAUCGCCUCCACAAGCCAGAUGACAACUCCUUCACCUCGUCCCCCAAUGUUGCACGCUGA